Molecule: messenger RNA, 946 nt
Organism: Musa acuminata AAA Group (dessert banana)
Lineage: Eukaryota; Viridiplantae; Streptophyta; Magnoliopsida; Zingiberales; Musaceae
Product: GTPase activating protein 1-like
Exons: 3
Coding region: 140-661 (173 amino acids)
Source: RefSeq, a predicted model, not a curated record
ACCUCACCACCAAGCAGCAGCGUAAACUGCUACAACACGGGUAAAAGUCAGUCUCUGCUCGCUCUCGCUCUCUCUUCUCCUCCGCGUCCGCCCCCUGCGUCCUCGCCCGCGCGCAGGAGUCAACAGCGUCGGUGUGCCGAUGAAUCUGGCGGAGCGAGCGGCGCCGGGGCAGAUGGUGGGCCUCCUCAAGGUGCGGGUGCUGCGAGGGGUGAACCUCGCCGUCCGGGACCUGUGGAGCAGCGACCCCUAUGUCAUACUCAAGAUGGGCAAACAGAAACUGAAGACUCGAGUAAUAAAAUGCAAUACUAAUCCUGUUUGGAACGAGGAGCUGACACUUUAUGUUGAAGACCCUACCCUUCCAGUGAGACUCGAAGUGUAUGACAAGGACACAUUCAGCCUCGACGAUCGUAUGGGCAAUGCAGAGUUUGAUAUCCACCCCUUCGUGGAGGCUGUGAAGAUGAACUUGGAGGGUCUCCCAAAUGGCACCAUAAUAAGAAAGGUGGUGCCAUGUCGGCGAAACUGCUUGGCCGAGGAGAGUCAUGUGUACUGGUCGGAUGGUGAGGUGGUUCAAGACCUUGUCCUGAGACUAAGAAAUGUGGAGCGUGGUGAAGUGGAACUGCAGCUUCACUGGAUCAGCAUUCCAGGUUCCGGAGGCUCAUGACUGUUCUGAUAUAAGAGUGUUAUCAGUCCUGUAAGCCUUGGAGAGCUGUUUGUUGUCUCCAUAUGUUUAAGUAGAAUUAGAUGCUUAUAGUGUGUAGAUUGUCAGAACAGGCACCCAAGUUUAAUAAGCAGUGCUGCUGAAGACAAAUUCUAUACACUACAGUUUUAUGCCUUGUUAUGGCCACUUGAUGAUUUAGUUGGAGGAGCCUUUGGUCAUCUGGAUCUCAGUAUGUAUGAAAUCUUGGAUAUAUUAUGGAACUAAUUCCAGUGGCAUGUUGUUAUAGUA